UACACAUACACAUACACAUACACAUACACAUACACAUACACAUACACAUACACACACAUACACAUACACAUACAUACACACACACAUACAUACACACGAGACACCAUGUCUGUCCACGUACGCACCAUAUUCAAGCGUACGCCCGAGCUCAUACACGCAUGUGUGCGGCCUCGUCGGUCCAUGUUAUAUCUUCCUGGAAGUAAUGCGCGUGCGUUAGAGAAGGCAGCAACACUACCUGCCGAUUCCUUGAUUAUCGACUUGGAGGAUGCAGUGACACCUUCUGCUAAAGUAGACGCGCGUAAUAGUGUAGCUGAGGCUGUACGGGCUAGAAAGUACGGCAAGCGAGAGGUCGCCGUACGGAUCAAUCCUCUCAACUCGCAAUGGGGUGAAGAUGACAUCAAAUAUAUCGCAGCCGCAGGCCCAGACGCCAUCAUUUUGCCAAAGGUUGAAUAUCCCGAUCAGAUCUGUGCGAUGGAGGAUAUGAUAAAGUUUUACGACGCCUCUCAGUCUAUUGCGAUAGGGGCGGUGAUUGAAACGCCUAUUGGAGUCAUCAACGUAAACCAGAUUUCAAAUGCGACAUCUCGUCUGUGUAUGCUGAUCCUAGGAACCAGCGAUCUAACCAACGACUUGAGGGCAAGGCACGUACCUUCACGCUCUCCGCUAGUGACCAGCUUUGGCCUGUGUCUGUUGGCGGGUCGGGCGCACGGGCUGGCUGUGAUCGACGGGGUUCACUUGGAUCUCAGUGACGAUAUAGGUUUCCACUACGCGUGUGAGCAGGGACGGGAUAUGGGCUUUGACGGAAAGACUCUCAUCCACCCGAAAACAAUCGCCACUGCAAAUGAGGUGUUUGGCCUGGACAGCAGUGUUGUGGUACACGCCCAGCGGAUCAUCAAAGCCUUCGAGACAGCCGAGCGCGAGGGUAAAGGUGUGGCCACUGUGGACGGUAAGCUCAUAGAGAACCUGCAUGCCGAGGAAGCUCACAGACAAAUCGCCUUCCACCGGAUGGUGUGUGAAUUGGAGAAGGGGAUCAGGUGAAGCAGACUUGACCGGGUAAUUUAGGGAAGCCUUUCCCCCGGGGUGUGUGUGUGCACUGGCGAUGAGUGGGAAAGUCAGGCGGGGUAGUUUAGGGGUAGUUGAAAUGGAUCAGACGGGGUAGAAUAGUAGUUGCUGCCGAGUACGGCUAUAUAGUCUUGUAUCGAUCGGAUGUUGGGAUUUGUUUAUGAACGGGACUCAGAAUUGGGCUGUAGUGGGUCUCCCGAGGUCUGAGCCGCUACGGAAUGCUGUCAUAGUCUGCGUGUGUGGCUGGUGGUUUAUAGCCGUAUAUUACCUUUUUAGGUGUCUAUGCGGCAGGUGUCGUGUAUGCUAGGGUUUAGGGUUCUAUCAGUGAUACGAAUGCCGAUGCCGAGAUAGUACCGAAAAGCAAGCGGAUAGCACGAUGUGCCAUGCCAAUGUAUGGAGCUGUUCAAAUCCUGUGCUUUAGGUUUGGAGUUUUAGGUUUUAUUCUGCCGAAACCGAGUUUAUUUCGGCUCCUGGGGUAUGCGCGAUGUUGCAUGGAUGCGUAUGCAAGUAGUGCACAACCCCAAUAAAACCCUAGGCCCUAUAAACUUUCCGUUCACAUACCCCACCCGCGUGCACAUUGGUAUCCGGUUGAUAGUACCUACCCACGGGCGACGGAUAAGCUGUUAGAACCCUCGCCCAUUUAACCGCUACAGUUUACAUAACUAAAUCUCCACAUCACAUGCACGCCCAGCACACUCACGGCAAGCUAUAGCUAGAGCGUUGUCGUCGGUGUUCGGUGUAUCUGUUUGACAUCGAGGAUAGGUCCCGUUUGUAUCUUGUAUGUGCACCUUCACUGCCUGUCUAUCACUCAAUAGUAUGGUGAAAAGGCUGUCUACACCGCAGACCAUGAUAGUUCGAGGCCCUACUAUACGUCUUUAGGGGAGAGGGGGGGGGGGUAUUGGGAGAACGCAAUAAAAUCCAUAGACCCUAUGCCGCCCAGCAUCCGAACGUUUUCUCCAUUUCCGUAUCCUAUUGUGCAAUAUCAUUCGUACAAUAAUUAGAGAAGAUUUUGAACAGACUGAACAGGAUGUUCAAAUACAGUCUCUCAGAGGCAGAGGGUUUU
This is a messenger RNA of Sphaeroforma arctica JP610, 2122 nucleotides long. RefSeq lists its product as hypothetical. Lineage: Eukaryota; Ichthyosporea; Ichthyophonida. Gene Ontology annotation, molecular function: magnesium ion binding; catalytic activity. Gene Ontology annotation, biological process: oxaloacetate metabolic process. The record is from RefSeq and is a predicted model, not a curated record. The transcript has 5 exons. Bases 106 to 1035 code for a protein of 309 amino acids.